Molecule: messenger RNA, 3530 nt
Organism: Siniperca chuatsi (mandarin fish)
Lineage: Eukaryota; Metazoa; Chordata; Actinopteri; Centrarchiformes; Sinipercidae
Gene: insig1
Product: insulin induced gene 1
Exons: 8
Coding region: 421-1176 (251 amino acids)
Biological process (GO): SREBP-SCAP complex retention in endoplasmic reticulum; cellular response to insulin stimulus; SREBP signaling pathway
Cellular component (GO): SREBP-SCAP-Insig complex; endoplasmic reticulum
Source: RefSeq, a predicted model, not a curated record
UGCCUAUAUAAAGGUACCUGUGCAGGAGACUGGCACUAGCCCAGUUUGUGGAGGUGCAGCCUUGCUGGAAUAGUUUGAGGAAGAGCGAUUGCUUCUUUUGGACAAGAUCUGUGAAAGUGUGAGCAUUUAUCCAAGAGGGAUACGUUCUGCUUUCAGCCUGCCUCCAGGUUUGCACGUCUGUUCCGGACGAGGGGGCGGUGGGGUGGCGACACGUCAUAUCAGCCGCCGCGCUCUGAUUGGCUGUCGAUUCUCACCCGACACAGCUGUGAUUGUUUUCUGCAGAGGAAGCUCGUGCCCCUGGAAAACAAGGAGCGGGUCCUGGUUUAAUCAUUUGCCGAGGCGUGAAUGAAUAGGAGUUGAGGUUUAUUCUCUUCGAACCAGACACUGAAUACGUCUGGAGAUCAAGCUCAGAAGUGCCAAAUGCCCAGACUAGAGGACCACUGCUGGAGCUGCUCCUGUGCAUCAAGGGUUGAAACUAAGCAUUCAUCUGGAGCAAACUGGUUAGCAUCUAAAGCUGAAGAAAUGAUGUCCAUCAUCACCUCGGUGCUCAGCAAUGCAUACGGCUCUCUGCACCACGUCCGGACGGCCAACCUGAUCCGCCGGGGUCUCGUCCUCUUCACCGUCGGAGCGUUUCUCGCCCUGGUGCUCAACUUGCUGCAGAUACAGAGACAUGUCACCCUGUUUCCCGAGGAGGUGGUGACAACUUUGUUUUCGUCUGCCUGGUGGAUCCCACCUUGCUGCGGCACAGGAGCCGCUGUUGUCGGCCUGCUGUAUCCCUGCCUCGACAGUCAUUUGGGAGAGCCACACAAGUUCAAGAGGGAGUGGGCCAGCGUCAUGAGGUGCAUCGCAGUGUUCGUUGGUAUCAACCACGCCAGUGUUAAACUUGACUUCGACAACAACGUGCAGCUCUCCCUAACGCUGGCAGCCCUGUCCUUGGGCCUGUGGUGGACAUUCGACCGGUCCAGGAGCGGCUUUGGUUUGGGGAUCACCACUGCCUUCCUAGCUACUGUCAUCACACAGUUGCUGGUCUACAAUGGAGUCUACCAGUUUACGUCACCAGACUUCUUGUAUGUGCGCUCCUGGCUCCCAUGCAUAUUCUUCUCAGGCGGUGUUACUGUGGGAAACAUUGGACGCCAACUUGCAAUGGGCGGUAUCGAGAAACCCCACAUGGACUAAACAACGGAAACGCAGAAAAACAGGCGAAGGACAGCCGAUGUAAAAAUGGACAAGUUAUGUGAAGAACGAGAAGAAUAACAGGAGAAAAAAAAGACUCAUUGUUUUGACUUCAUCCUUUGUUCUCAUAACAAAGUGCGGGUCAGAAAAGCCCCUCAUCUAACGUGCCAUGUCCUCUGCACCUCUCUGUGGCCAAACAACCUCUCCCUCCCACCUCUUUUGUACUCCAUUAGCAUUAUGGCUUCCUUCACACAAGACAGGAGGACGGUGUUUGCCUUUUUUUUUUGUUGUUUUGAAGUGAACUGUUAACUGGUUUUAUUUGCACGCUGGAAGUAUGUAUCUUUCCGCAGUUUAUGGAGUGGAAGCGUGCGUGUAUGCUUUAGCGUGGAUGUAUCCUGGUCUUAGCAGAGAAGACAUGAGGGGGUGCUAUAAUGUCUGUUUUAUUUUUUUAGUCUGAAUAGAAUAUGAUCAUAAAAGGGAAAUGUUGUAUGAGUGGGCAAAAAAAAAAAAAAUUAUCUUCACUCUUGCACAGAAAUGUAUUCAAUGGCCUCAGCUGCAUCACUGAGGCACAGGGGAGAUGUAUGUUCCCAGUCAAACCAAAUUAAGUAUUUAUUUUGUACAUUGACCCCAAACCAAAUGUACUGUAUGUUUGAUAAUGAAUGGCGGAAUAGUUUGACAUUUUGUGAAAUAGCUUUAGAGAGUUAGAUGAGAAGAUUCAUAUCUGUACAGCAAAUAUGUAGCUAAAGCCAGCCGCCGGUUAGCUUAGCUGAGCACAAAGACUGGAAACAGGGGAAACAGCUAGCCUGGCUCUGCUGAAGCUAACAAAAGCCGCAUCCAGCAUCUCUAAAGCUCACUAAUUAAUAUGUCAUAUCUUAUUAGUUUUCGAAUAAGCUAAGCUAACCGGCUGCUGGCGCUAGCUACAUAUUUAUCGUACAGAUUUAAGAGUGGUAUCGAUCUUCUCAUCUAAGUUAAACUAUUCCUUUAAAGUGACUGUGAAACAUAUUCUACAGGAUAGUAGAUGGAAUGAAGAGACAGGAAAUAUGUACAGGAGUGCCAACUACCAAUUUGUACUGGCUGAUAUUCACUUGUAUAUACAAAUGACAUGAGAUAUACUACAAGUGUUAAGAAAUUUGGAGCAGAAAAUGCUAAUUACAUAGGUUCCUCAAUGUAAAUUAGUCAUAUUUACCUGUGAAUAGUAUCAUAUUCACAGCUGUCUGUAAGCACAAAAUAACAUUUUUACUUUUUUGGAAAACUACUCCAGACCUUCAGUACGUUGUUUUGUCGUCCCUGACACGUUUCAGACAAACAGACAGAGGACUAUAGUAGGGAGAAGUUAGACAUCAAAGCAUUAGUUUGAAAGAAAUGCCAGCAUGUGCUCAUUUUAUUUUAUUUUAAUCAGUAGAGUGAGGAAGUCCACCAUGGCGGAGUGUGUUUAGAAAGAAUGUACCAGGAGUAUACUACAACAACUUUUGCUAGCAUCUGUGGUUACUGUUAAACCAGUUUAACACUUCCCAGUGAUUUGUUUUUUCCUUUGUGACCAGGUGUUAAAUGUCUUGGAGAACGGACCUUUGAUUCCCAUCGAGACACUGCAUCAUGGGAUCGUACACAUUUCCCACUUCAAAUUGUAUCUUUAAAGUAGCGCUAAUAGUUUGGGAACAUACACCGGUAGCAGGGGAGGGCAGGACAUUAUUACUUAAGAUUUGCAAUCUGUGAUUGCCUGUGUAUUAUAGAAUGUAGUGCUUUUGUCACUAUAACAGUUUAGUUUUAUCAUUUGUACAAAUAUAAUGACAUUACUGCUUGUAUGUAUAAUGGCUUGCCUAUGUAAUCAGACAGGUAUUAUUACCAUACUAGACCUACAGUAUGUUAGUUAGUGUUUGGGGGUCUAGAGGAUUAAGUGCAAUCAGAGUAAACAUGAGCCGAUCAUUCUUCCUUAUUUAUUCAUAUUUCUGACGAUGGCUGAAAAAAGUAUAACUGGUAAGUAUAUGCAGUGUGGAUACUUCAAAAAAGCAAUAACAUCUUUUUGUCAGAGAUUACAUGCCUUUAGAGUCCAUACCAAUGACUCUCACCAGAGAGACAACAUAAAAAUAUAUAUUGUGUCAAACUGUUGAAAAAAAAAAAAAAAAUGUAGUAGCAUUAUUGAAGGAAACCUGAUUUAUUUUUUUAAAUACUUCUUUGUGGCAGAUCACUUCAGGUUGAAUCUCCUCACAUUCAGGUGUGCUAAACUGAAGAGGAAGCUUUAUUUUUUGAGGUGGUGAAGCACCCUUUGUUUCGGAGUUUCUGUGUGUGUCUGAUAUUUCAGCUGUGUAUCACUUUUGCUACCAUGGAUUUAAGUGAAAAAUAAAAACACCUGACAAGGA